Molecule: messenger RNA, 1272 nt
Organism: Aegilops tauschii subsp. strangulata
Lineage: Eukaryota; Viridiplantae; Streptophyta; Magnoliopsida; Poales; Poaceae
Product: gibberellin 20 oxidase 3-like
Source: RefSeq, a predicted model, not a curated record
CCAAGCCAAGCUCACAAAUGGCCACUCUCGUGUUCGACGCGGCGGUCCGGAGCCGGAAGGACGACAUCCCGCCGCAGUUCGUCUGGCCAGCUGACGAGGCCCCGUCCGUCGACGGCGUGGAGGAGAUCGUCGUCCCUGUCGUUGACCUCGCCGGGUUCCUGGCGGGUGACGGCAGCGCUGACGCUGGCGGCCUCCGUGACCUCGCCGCAGCGUGCGAGAAGCACGGGUUCUUCCAGGUCGUGAACCACGGCGUGGACCCGGCGCUGCUCGCCAAGGCGUACCGGUGCUGCGACGCCUUCUACGCGAUGCCCCUCGCCGAGAAGCAGCGCGCGCAGCGGCGCCUCGGCGAGAACCACGGGUACGCCGGCAGCUUCGUGGGGCGGUUCGGCAGCAAGCUCCCCUGGAAGGAGACCAUGUCCUUCAACUGCUCCGCCGCGCCGGAGGGCGCCCGCAAGGUCGUCGACUACUUCGUCGGCGUCCUCGGCGAGGAGUUCCGUUACAUGGGGGAGGUGUGGCAGGAGUACUGCGACGAGAUGACACGCCUGGCGCUGGACGUCACAGACGUCCUGGCGGCGUGCCUGGGCCUCGGCCGCGGCUCGCUGCGCGGCUUCUUCGCCGGCGACGACUCCCUGAUGCGGCUGAACCGCUACCCGCCGUGCCAGCAGCCUCACCUGACGCUGGGCACGGGCCCGCACCACGACCCGGCGUCGCUGACGCUGCUCCACCAGGACGACGUCGGCGGGCUGGAGGUGUUCACCGGCGGCGCGUGGCGUGCCGUGCGGCCCCGGAGCGACGCCUUCGUGGUCAACAUCGGCGACACCUUCUCCGCGCUCACCAACGGGCGCCACAUCAGCUGCCUCCACCGCGCCGUCGUCAACAGCAGCCUGGCCCGCAGGUCGCUGACCUUCUUCCUCAACCCGCAGCUGGACCGCCCCGUCGCGCCGCCGACCGAGCUGCUCGCUAUUGACGGCCGCCCGCGCGCGUACCCAGGCUUCACUUGGCGUGAAUUCCUCGAGUUCACGCAGAAGCACUACCGCUCUGACUGGAGGACCCUGGAUGCCUUCGCCGCUUGGAUCAAUCAGGGCCGCAAAGGCUAGGAGGGAAACCAGACAGAAAAGGAAUAAGGUGAAAUCUAAUAAAGAUAAAAAGGAGCAGAGACAAUUUUGAUGGAUGUGGAUUUUGAUUGAAUGUAAAAGAACCGGAUGUCUUGUUUAUCUUGCAUAUUGUAUAAUGAUGAGACAUAAUGUGAAUUUAGAGAUUUUAACAUGGGCA